UGGGGACAACAGCAACAUCUGCGGGAUAUUGAAAUGAUUCUCGAGAUCUGACGACAGUAAACUGUGACUAAAAUUUGGUACUAUUUAUGGGAAGCCCGAAGUUUUUAAAUGCGUACCACUAAUUCACGUUAACAAUCGGAAGGGAAUCAGAAAUUAAGUAGGCCUACACAUGGAGGGAAAAAGCAGAGAGUUUGUGCUUGGUGAGGGUGAAGACACGAUGGUUGAGAAUGGAGGGCAUCUUACCCAAGUUGUGGACGGACUUACCUUCCAAGAUGACAAACACAGCCAGCGCACCCUCCAGGCUUUGCACAUGAUGCGAAAGAAUAGACACUUCUGUGAUGUUGUCCUGCAUGUUGGGAGUGCAGAGUUCCAUGCUCAUAGGGCAGUGUUGGGUACAGUUAGCCCCCAUUUAUUUGAGAUGUUCACUGCUGAUGAUGAGACAAAGGGCAGUCAACGUGAGAAUGUCGUCACAUACAAGCUUAAUGGAGGAUUUGAGAAGAGUGCUAUUGAGAAAUUGAUAGAUUACGCUUACACUUCAAGACUGGAAGUGAGCAAUCACCAGGUGAAAGCUGUUUAUCUUGCUGCAUCGUACCUGAAAAUGGAUCGUGUGGUGCGUGAAUGUGCACGACACCUCAUCAAGAACUUGUCUGUUGACAACUGCAUUGAAACAAGAUCACUUCCUGGCAUAGCCAGGAAUAAGAGUCUCCUUGAGCAAGUGGACAACUUCAUAAACAGAGAGUUCACUCAAGUUUCACAGUCAAACAUUUUGCUGUCAUUGCCAUGUGUGAGAGUAGAAGUUCUGAACCAGACAAGACAAGAAAUGUCUCUUGUUGCUUGUGAGUCAGCUUGCAAAUUAGCAUUGGAGUGGGUCCGACGACAGAUUGAAGGAGAUGCUAUUCUAAUUGAGCAACUUACAGAGAAAACACAUCUCCUGUACCUGGCAUUGGACAAUUCCUUACAAGAUUGCUCUGAGUUGCCGACUGGUGAUGUGGGUGACACUGAAAUAGUUCAAGACUAUAAGAAAAUGUCCAAGAAGAGUCAGGCAAAUCCCAAGGGUCGACGAAAGGCUCAGCUGCAGCCAGCCAAACCACGUGUUCUCCUCUAUUCUCGUGACAUAGGUGAGAGAAUUGAACAACAAACUGAAGAAGACUGGAGCCUUAUUGCUUCUACCAAAGUUGCAGAACACUCAUUCCUGGCACUUGUGACACUGAAUGGACAGCUGGCGACAAUGUCUAUUGCACUACGUCUUAAUCAACCCUCCAGCCCAUCUCCCGUGAACACUCCAGUGCCAAGUAGACCCUCCAGUGAGGAGAAACCUGAUUUGUAUUGUGUAAUGGCCAAUAUGAGUUCAGUGAAGUGUGCUGUUGGCUGUGCAAAUCUUGACAACAAGCUACUUGUUUGUGGUGGAUAUGAUCGUGCAGAGUGUUUGAAAUGUGUUGAGUCCUAUGAUCCAAGCACCAAUCUGUGGAUUACCUUGGCUCCUAUGAAGGAAGCAAGAGGCCGCUUUGGUAUUGCUGUUGUUAAUGGCAAAGCCUUUGCUGUUGGUGGAAGCAAUGGUUCAACUGAACUUGCAACAGUUGAGGUGUACAAUGCAGAACACCACAAGUGGUCCCAAGUUACUUCACUCCCACUAGCACGCUGCAAUACAGGCGUUUGCAGCUUAGGUAACAAGAUUUAUUGCGUGGGUGGUUGGAGUGGACAAGUGGGGAUUCGACAGUGUGACGUCUAUGACCCAGAGAACAAUACUUGGACAAGUAUUGCACCUAUGCAGACAGGUCGGAAUCAGGCUGGUGUCUGCUCGAUGAAUGGGCUGGUGUUUGCAGCUGGAGGUUGUGAUUCCUGGAAUUGCCUCAAUACAGUAGAAGUUUAUGAUCCACAAACAAACUGUUGGCAGUUCACUACAAACAUGAUUACUGCUCGGCGUGGAUGUGGGCUCACUGUUUUCAAAGGCAAACUGUAUGCUGUUGGUGGGUCAGAUGGAACUCAUUCACUAUCUUCAACAGAAAUUUAUGACCCUGUAGAAAAGACAUGGACCCCAGGACCUAGCAUGACAACUCCACGUGCAAAUGUUGGAGUUGCUGUCAUUGGUGACAGAUUGUAUGCUGUUGGUGGAUUUUCUGGGAAGACAUUCCUAAACAGCAUUGAAUACCUGGAUGCUACAACUGAUGAAUGGACAACAUUUGUGCCGAAGGUACUUCCUGUGGAAGAGACGAUCCUCCAGGAUCAUGAGGAGCAUCUGACACAGAAUGGAGUAAACUGUGAUAAAAGCAAUCAGCAGUCUUUGGACAAUGACAGUGAAAAUGAGAAAGUACAAGACGAUUUAAAGAAUAAAACUGAAAUCAUCCAAAAUGGUGUUAAAGAAAGCUUGAGCCAAGGGUCAGUUACAGCAGUAGGAAGUUAAGGAAGUUAAGGAAGUUGACUUUCUGAAGCAGCUCUGUACUGAAAUGAGUCAUAAGUAUUAGUCUUAUUUAAUGACAGUAAAUUGUUUUGAUUCUUUGAGUGGCAAGUUUUGGCCAUGGAAUUCAAUGUUACAGAGCAUGUGCUUCAGAAGUGAAGUUACCUUAAGCUGUGACUGAAAUGUGAAGAACAAUGGAAAAUUUUUGAAGACACUGGCAUUUCUUUCUUAUUUAUGCCUGGUGAUAUGAUCUCUGAGGUUUUAUUCCCCUUGCCAUUACAAAUUAGUUCAGACUGUGAUGUGAAAUUGCAUUUAAAAAGGAAGUUAAUUUUUUGAUUUGGGACUUUCUGAAAUUAAUCUGUUGUAUGGUGCCACCUACAUUUUCAGACCCAAAAUUCUACCUCUGGCACCAGAAAUACAGGAAGUUUCCUACAACUAAAAAGACUACAGUAAAAAAUCUUUGUUAUUUUAUGUUACUUCAUAUCCUUUGAGAUGAAAUAGGCUUGAGACAGAACUGAUAGACACUGUGUGUGUGUGUGUGUGUGUGUGUGUGUGUGUGAGAGAGAGAGAGAGAGAGAGAGAGAGAGAGAGAGAGAGAGAGAGAGAGAGAGAGCGCGGUUGAUUAUGUGAUGAUAUAAAUCAUAUGUGGUAGGCAGUAUGAGUGGAACUCUGAGGGGGGGAAAUAAGAUUUGUAUGACAUAUUCAUAUGUUACACAACUGUUGCAUUUCAUAUUACUUACCUUAAUUUUAGUAGACAACUCUCAUAACAAAAAUUCUAUUGUGAUAGACAUGUAGAUUCAUAAAUGUUAAUAUUGUAUCUCAUGUUCUUGCCUGCUAGCGCUGUUUUUAUAUAAAAAGGAAAAAGUGUUGAAUCAUUACCUAAUUUUGAAACAAUGUUCAAAAAUGCAAAGCCCUGUCCUUAACAUACAGAAACAUAGUAUUACUCAUUUAUUUGAAAAGGUCAUGUGAAAGAUCUUAGUAGUUUAAAAUGAGCCUUCAACUUUAUUUGUAUCUUACGUAUGCAGAUGGAUUGAAACUCCAAAAAUUUUAAUUGUUUCAUACUAUAUUUGUAGGAAAUAAAGAAAAGCUGUUUCUCACUAAUGACACGUAGUACAAACAAAAAAUCUGCAAGAAGUGUGAAGCAGAGUAAUAACUGAGUGUUGAUCAAUCAUUAUUUUUACCUAUGAAUGUAAUUUCUUUUAUUUUUAAAUAUUCUUGUUCCAUGGUGGGGUGUGGAAUAGACCAGACUAAAACUGUUCAGUUAUUCACAUCUGUUACAAUUACUUUUGUCAAUUGUAUGUACGAGAUGGAAUAACCAAAAUCUUGUGCUUUGAGCAUCACUGUUACAAACCAUAGUGUGAAAAAUAAGAAUGGUUUUCUAAUUGUGUAAAAGAUGGGGUUAAUUCUUAAUGAUCUAUUUUGUAUAAAUUUCCUUAAACUGUUCAGAUGGAAAUUGACCAAGCAUCCUGUGUUUUUUGUUGAAUGGGUUCUUAUGGGGGCAAAAAGUGACUGAAAGAAACUUAAUUUUAUCAUUAAAUGAUCAUGCCAAUUUCAUAAUGAAUGAACUUUUAUAACAAAAAUCUAUAAUGGUUGAAAGAUGUGAAAACCUUUGAUAUCUGAAAACAAUUUAUUUUUGUAAUUGUUUACAUGUUCAUUAUCACACCUCAAUCAGGAAUCUCAUGCAUAUGUAACUACAUAUACACCACAAAUUUGGAAGACAAUCUUCCUACCAGAUAUUUAUGUAUCAUGAAUACUGAAAUAAAUCUCCACAGAAUCAA
Messenger RNA from Schistocerca americana (American grasshopper), 4173 nucleotides. Its product is annotated as influenza virus NS1A-binding protein homolog. The coding region runs from base 170 to 2401 and encodes 743 amino acids. The transcript has 13 exons. Lineage: Eukaryota; Metazoa; Arthropoda; Insecta; Orthoptera; Acrididae. Gene Ontology annotation, molecular function: protein binding. The record is from RefSeq and is a predicted model, not a curated record.